Messenger RNA from Felis catus (domestic cat), 2424 nucleotides. It is a transcript of the gene DESI2, whose product is annotated as desumoylating isopeptidase 2. The transcript is spliced from 5 exons. Gene Ontology annotation, molecular function: deubiquitinase activity. Gene Ontology annotation, biological process: protein deubiquitination. Lineage: Eukaryota; Metazoa; Chordata; Mammalia; Carnivora; Felidae. The record is from RefSeq and is a predicted model, not a curated record. Bases 483 to 1034 code for a protein of 183 amino acids.
CUCGGGGGUGGGGGAGGGGAGCAGGAUUAGGUUUUAAUCCCCGCGCACGUCGGCGCGCGGGGAAGCGCUGCCCGGUCCGCCCGAGGGCUCCGGCCGGGGCUCCGGGCGCCGGGCCCGACAGCUGGGCGGGCGAGCGGUGUCCUUUCGGCGAAGCUGGGGUCGCGGGUCCGACCUCCACUCCUGUCCCCGGGGACUCCGGGGCCGCCCCGUCCCCGAGCGCCUGUCCGCCCCGCUCUGCCGCUUCUCCCAGCCGCACGGCUCCCGGUGCCCGAGUCUCCAGAAACUCCCAAGCUCACGGCUGUCGGUGCUUAGGCUAGACUCUCUCCAAAGGCGCACAGGGGCCGACAGCCCCUUGCCUCCGAGGCAGCCUCAUUCGGAUGAAUGAGGCUCUAGUUUACCGAGAAAAAUAGCCCAGCUGAGUUACGUAGAUAGAGAUCAAGGUGGUGCUCCUUUGCUAGAUUCUGAAGACCACUCUGCAGGUGAUGCAACAGUACUGGAUGAAUGAAUACACCUCGUCCAUCGGAAUUGGAGUUUUUCAUUCAGGAAUUGAAGUAUACGGCAGAGAAUUUGCUUAUGGUGGCCAUCCUUACCCCUUUUCUGGAAUAUUUGAAAUUUCCCCAGGAAAUGCUUCUGAACUAGGAGAAACAUUUAAAUUUAAAGAAGCUGUAGUUUUAGGGAGCACGGACUUCCUGGAGGACGACAUAGAGAAGAUUGUGGAGGAGCUGGGCAAGGAGUACAAGGGCAACGCCUACCACCUGAUGCACAAGAACUGCAACCACUUCUCCUCGGCGCUGUCGGAGAUUCUUUGCGGAAAGGAGAUUCCUCGCUGGAUCAAUCGUCUGGCCUACUUCAGCUCCUGCAUCCCCUUCCUCCAGAGCUGCCUCCCCAAGGAGUGGCUCACCCCCGCGGCCCUGCAGUCCAGCGUCAGCCAGGAGCUGCAGGAGGAACUGGAGGAGGCCGAGGAUGCGGCCGCGGCCGCCUCCGUGGCCGGCCCCUCGGCGGGCUCCAGACCCGGGCGCCACACCAAACUAUAAAAGGUCUCCCAAGUCUCACCCUCAGAACUGUCUCCGACCGGUGACUGUCCCCAGAGAAAAGUAAGAGAGUAAGAAGCGUCCUUUGGGUAUUUUGUAUGCAAAGAUGGCUCUCCCCCAAAUCCCAGUUUUUCAGCUCAGGAUUAUAUUUGUAAUCAAAAGAAUCACUUGGCGCAGGAGGGAGAACUUUGUACGAAGCCGCCCUCGGUUUUUUUUACCCACUUGUAAAUUGGGGUUUACUUCUGUUUUCUACAAGCUCUGUUAAGUUAUGUUUACAGUAUUUUGUAUCGCUGUUUACAAACCUUGCAUGGACUCCUGCCACCGUGAAAGAAGACAGCCUUCACGUCUCGGGAACUUCGGUGGAUCACCUUCCUCCACUUGCGACAAUUUCCAGAGCCACGGCGUCCGUAGUCGGCACACGAAGGGCGCUUGAGCGGCUCUGGCCACCACUACCUGCUCCAGAAGGGUCGUUUAGGUUCGCGUGUGGUUCUGUUUGCGUUCGGGCACCGGGACGCCGAGGCCAAGGAGCUCCCGCAGCCCAAGGGCUCGGGGCCCGGGUCUGCGGGAAAGGCUCUGCCAGGCGGGGGCCUGCACCCCUGACACCUGUCCCCCCAGGCGGGCCGGCCCGUCCCAUGACGCCUCUGAUUCUGCCGUUAGGAUGGUUUUCGUUCGAGAUAGUCUUGCCAGGAACCGAGGGGUAUUUUUGCACACGUGUUGGGGGCUUCAUCGAUAUUUUAAUACGGACUGACCUCCCUGCACACGAUUUCGCCGACGGGGCGGGAGUAGCAGCAGGAGUUGACAUUCAACUGCUUUUGAACUAUUCAGGCUGCCUUUUAUACUAGACCUUGAAAACUGGAGCCUGAAGUAACGCCCUCCACAAAGUUCACGAUUUGAUAUCCCGACACUUCGUGUACCAGACGGAGCGCGUCGGAGUUCUGUUGCUUCGUUCCGGGGGUAGUUUGACCUCAGAGUAGAAAAACCUAGUCUCAUUGACCUCUCGUUAAAGGAUGUUUGUGUGUCUUAAAACUCAUCUUUUUCUGUUCUCCCAAGUGUGUGUCUCUUACGUGACCUCCUCCCACAAGGAAAUUGUCACCACCGAUAGAUAAGUCCUCGUUAGCAAGGACUCUGUCUGCUCACAUCUACUCCCAGUUUGACCCUUGGAUGUAAGAGCCAAGUCACUACAUGUCAGAUUCAAUUUUUCUGCCUUAAGAAUGAAUGUCCUACAUAGAAUAUUGGGUGAGCGCAUAAAUUAUCCAAGGCAGUGACUUCAGCUUUAUAUAUAUUGUUAGUUUUAAAGUCACCUCCUUUUAUUUAAACUCCUAGAUCGGAUUGUUUGCUAUUUCUCUUUGUAAAGAUACGUAUCUUUCAGUAAAGGACAUUUUUAACUUUUCCA